Chionomys nivalis (European snow vole) is the source of this 4233-nucleotide messenger RNA. RefSeq names its product Ras and Rab interactor 1 (gene Rin1). The record is from RefSeq and is a predicted model, not a curated record. The coding region runs from base 257 to 2632 and encodes 791 amino acids. Gene Ontology annotation, biological process: vesicle-mediated transport; signal transduction. Gene Ontology annotation, cellular component: cytosol; endocytic vesicle. Lineage: Eukaryota; Metazoa; Chordata; Mammalia; Rodentia; Cricetidae. Gene Ontology annotation, molecular function: guanyl-nucleotide exchange factor activity; small GTPase binding. The transcript is spliced from 10 exons.
GAACUUGGUCUGCCUUGCUUAACUCCUCCCUAACCUGCUUCAGUGUGAGGAGGCAUAUGGGAAGCACUGUAUGGAGGUGGUCCUCCCACAGCUGGGACCCUAAUAAUGGUAGGAACAUGGAGGGGGUCCCUGCCAUUCAAGGCUGAGUCUGGAAUAGAAGAGGUGGACACUGGCCACAUGAAGUGGACAUACAAGAGUUAACUGGCGGGGUGUGACAGGGCGAACCGCCUUCAGGAAGUGUUACUCACCGCCAGGAAUGUGCACGCCUGUGCCUUGGGGGUUGAAUUCUCUUCCUGAGUCCCAGGAGAAGCUGAAGGAGCUCCCAGCCAUGGAAGACCCUGGGGAGACAGGAGCACACCCUCUGGGAGCUGCCAACCUGAACUUUGUUCCCAGGCACCAACAGAAAGAAAAGCCAUCUCCAGACCCACUGUAUGACACGCCCGACGCCAGCAGGGCACAGGCAGGCAGGUCCCAACAACCGGCACGCACUGUGAGCCUGCGGGAGCGGCUGCUGAUCACCCGACCUGUGUGGUUACAGUUGCGGGCCAACGCGGCAGCUGCGCUGCACGUGCUGCGGACAGAACCUCCAGGGACCUUCCUGGUACGGAAAUCUAACACUCGCCAGUGCCAGGCUCUGUGUGUGCGGCUGCCAGAAGCCAGUGGCCCCUCUUUUGUCUCCAGCCACUAUAUCCAAGAGAGCCCUGGCGGCGUCUCUUUGGAGGGUUCAGAGCUCACGUUCCAGGACCUGAUUCAGCUCAUCUGUGCAUACUGCCAUACCAGGGACAUUCUUCUCCUCCCACUCCGGCUCCCCAGAGCCAUUCAUCAGGCAGCCACCCACAAGGAGCUGGAGGCCAUCUCCCAUCUAGGCAUGGAGUUCUGGAGUUCCUCUCUCAACACCAAGGUUCAGCAGAGGUCUUCCGAAGCUCCACCGAUACCCAGGCUGAAGGCUCGCUCCCCUCAAGAGCUGGAUCAGGGCACCGGUGCAGCCCUCUGCUUCUUCAACCCCCUCUUCCCAGGAGAUCUGGGCCCCACCAAACGUGAGAAAUUCAAGAGAAGUUUCAAAGUGCGUGUGUCCACAGAGACCUCCAGCCCUCUGUCCCCACCUGCUGUGCCGCCUCCCCCAGUCCCGGUGCUGCCAGGGACGUCUUCCAGCCAAACAGAAAGACUGCCUUCUCGACAGCUGCUGCAGAGGGAGAGCUCAGUGGGGUAUCGCGUGCCAGGGAGUGCUUCCGGCCCUAGCCUUCCUCCCCUACCUUCGCUCCAGGAGGUGGACUGCUGCUCCCCCAGCAGCUCAGAGGAGGAGGGUUCUCCAGGGAGCCCUACAACCUCCCCACGCCUGGGCCGCCCAAGGCAGCGGCGGCCUCUGCUUCGGUCCAUGAGUUCUGCUUUCUGCUCUCUGCUGGCACCGGAGAGGCAGGUGGGCCGGGCUGCCACAAUGUUAAUGCAAAACCGAUACACAGCUGUGGGCCAGCUAGUGCAGGACCUACUGACUCAGGUUCGGGCUGGUCCUGAGCCUCGGGAAUUGCAGGGCAUCCGCCAGGCCCUAAGCCGGGCCCGGGCCAUGCUGAGUGCAGAACUGGGUCCUGAGAAGCUGCUACCACCGGAGAGGCUGGAACUGGUCCUGGAGAAGUCCCUGCAUCGCUCUGUUCUCAAGCCUCUUCGACCCAUCCUCGCUGCCCGCCUGCGGCGCCGGCUUUCCACAGAUGGUUCCCUUGGCCGCCUAGCUGAGGGCUUCCAGCUGGCCCGAACCCAGGGGCUUGGAGCCUUCGGGUCCCAACUACACCUCUCCUCCCCAGUGGAGACAGAACAGGUGCGCCAGAAACUGCUUCAGCUGCUCCGCACCUAUUCACCUAGUGCCCAGAUCAAGCGGCUUCUGCAGGCCUGCAAGUUGCUCUACACAGCCCUGAAAACCCAGGCGGGGGAGGAUGCAGGCGCUGAUGAGUUCCUGCCUCUGCUGAGCCUUGUCUUGGCCCAGUGCGACCUUCCUGACCUCCUGGUAGAAGCUGAGUACAUGUCGGAGCUCCUGGAGCCUACCCUGCUCACCGGGGAGGGUGGCUACUACCUGACCAGUCUCUCGGCCAGCCUGGCCUUGCUGAGUGGCCUGAGCCAGGCCCGCGCUCUCCCACUCAGCCCGGCACAGGAGCUCCAGCGCUCUUUGGCCCUCUGGGAACAGCGCCGCCUUCCGGCCACCCACAGCUUCCAGCACCUCCUCCGAGUAGCCUACCAAGACCCCAGUACAGGUUGUACCUCCAAGACCCUGGCUGUGCCCCCGGGGUCUUCGAUUGCCACCCUGAGCCAACUCUGUGCCACCAAGUUCCGAGUGACUCACCCUGAUGCAUUCGGCCUCUUCCUCUACAAGGACCAGGACUACCAUCGCCUGCCCCCUGAAGCCCUGGCCCAUAGGCUUCCUGCAACUGGCUACCUCGUCUACCGCCGGGCAGAGAGGCCUGAAACCCAGGGGGCUACAACAGAAAAGGCAAAGGCAACCAGUGGGAGGCCGGAGGCAGGAGCAUGGGAAGAGGAGAAAGGGGGCCUGAACAGUGAGGGGGAGUCUGAGACAACUGUUGACCAAGGAGGCCAUGGGCAACCAGAGGAGCCAAAGGCAGAGGGAAGCCAGGCUGCAGAAGAGUAGCCAGAAAGAGCCAAGAAGGCUACCUGGGCCUCCAGAAGCUUCUCAAUUUGCUCUUCCCAGCUGCCAAGCUUCCUUCACCACCCACACCCAGUUCUCUGUUGUGUCCGCCACCAUCUCUGACUGAUCUUUAUGAGUCCAUCUGCUGGGAACAGGGGCCUGACCACAAAGACUAGGGCAAAGUUAAGGGAGGAGACUCCAAAGCCCUGUGUCCAAGGCCCCUAGCCUCGGCUUCUCCCUAGCCCACAGGAACAAAUGUGUCUGGGAAGGGACAAAUUCAUCUAAUAACCAACUCCAGCACAGGGAGAGGGUGUUCCUGACUUCUUUGCCUCUCCCACUGUCCGUGGGCACAGGCAGGGUUGCUGGAGCUUCAAGACCCUGAACAGCUCCAAUCUCUCCUAGUUCCAGGGUAGGGAAAUGGCAGAAUGAUAGCAAAGGUCCCCAAACAAGUGGCUCUUCCCAGAGGCAGUGUCCUGGGCUGCAGAGAGGGGAUAUGAGUACUGCAGGGCUCUGGAGUGACCCAGGCCCCCCGUGGGUGGUUGAUGGCUAAGACUGGGCAGGGGAAAGAGGAAAGGACAGUUAUUGGUAGCCGUGCUGUUCCUUAGAGCAGCUGCUUCCACCAGGCAGUCCAGAGAUAGUUGUUCUCCUGGAGGUCAGGUCACAAGAGAGAAAGCACCUAUGUUCCAGCCUCUCUUUAAGAUCAGAAACCUACCGAGGCACUUCAGUAUUUCUGGGGAAUUAAACCCUGGGAAGUAAUGCCCACUAGCAGGGAAGUUUCCAGAACGAGAGAGGGGUUCCACAAACAUUGUCUUUGUAAUCCUCUUUUUGGGCCCUUACCAAAAAAAAAAAAAUCUUGACAAUAAGGCACAGUAUAGAGUUUGUGAGCCCCAUGGCAGGUAAUUCCCAAGAUGUCCUAGCAAACUAGCCCUCAAGGCCAGGGCUGCAGGACCCAGAAGGGAAGGCGGCAGCGAAUCUGAGCAGAGGAAAAUACCCACCAGCAGCCACAAGAGGGUGUGCACUGCCUAAGAAGCUGCAGAGGGUGACACCCCCCAGGGGGUGGGAGGGGUGGGGAUAAAGAGAAUUUAAGAGCCACAGAGCACAGGCGGUCACUGGCCUUAUACUCUGACAGCUGUUGACAGCCUGGGAAAUGCAGGGCAGAGGCCACUUGCUGUCAGAGAUUCUUAGGAGAGAAUUGUUUCCAGACAAAUGAGGGCCGCAGUCAGUCUCAGAGGUGCUCCCGGGGCCUCUGAGCACAAGGACCACAUGCUGUGGACCCUGACUUUCAGAUCCACAUUUAGCCAGUGUAGGACUCCAAAACAGGCCACCAAUGUUCUUUCUUCCCCACUUCCAUGCCUCUCCCCACCAGGGGAAAGUCCGACUGGUCUCUAACAUCCUGGCUAAGGGGAAGAUGGUCCCAGCUCCUUUAGCCUCUCUCCACCGUCCAGAGGCACAGACAGAGUUGCUUGGGGCUUGAAGGCCCAUAUCGAACAAUAUGGCCCUUUGUUCCAUGAUAUGCCUUCCCUUCCCUAACGCUUUGUACAGGAUGGAGCACCCCACUGGUGCUCAAUAAAUGUGUCCACUGACUGAAGCUUGACCACCAGCAG